This is a messenger RNA of Poeciliopsis prolifica (blackstripe livebearer), 4219 nucleotides long. RefSeq names its product gastrula zinc finger protein XlCGF57.1-like. The transcript has 2 exons. NCBI's taxonomy places the organism in Eukaryota, Metazoa, Chordata, Actinopteri, Cyprinodontiformes, Poeciliidae. Gene Ontology annotation, molecular function: DNA-binding transcription factor activity; RNA polymerase II cis-regulatory region sequence-specific DNA binding. The record is from RefSeq and is a predicted model, not a curated record. The coding region runs from base 546 to 2147 and encodes 533 amino acids. Gene Ontology annotation, biological process: regulation of transcription by RNA polymerase II.
UGUAGCUAUAUUAGCUUAACUGGCUAAGAACCGAGAGAAAAGCGUCUGAAGUUUGUGUAAAACAAGGAUUUAAUAUUUAAUUCAUUACCAGUCUUUUGGAAUAUAUUACUCCUGCAUAUUUAUUUUGGAUGGUUGUGAUUAUUUCUAGACGAAAUUCACGUCACCGAACGUAAUUAGCCUUUAUUAGCAACAUGACUAGACUUUCACCUGAAGAAGAGAAUCAGUGUUUUCGAUGUAGAUGCGUUUAGUAGUUCACAGUUCAGUUAUUUAAGACAAGUCCACAUGCUGAGAUUGUGAGACUGUGCGAGGAGAACCACAUCGUCUGUGGACACCACCUCUAACGUUGUUGUCCAGCUGAGGAUCGAGAGACUGGGGACGCCCAGAACUACUGAUCAAGACAUCAGACUCUGUUCUGGAGGAUCGAUUCAGCUCUGCGACAGGCUGAAACGGAAAUACAGAAGAUACGGCUUGUUUGACUGAACAUGUGAGGGUUGAAGACAAGGACUGUGAACAGGAGAAUCCCAGGUGGAGCGAGGAUUUGUGAGAUGAUGAAGGUUGAAGCAGAAGAACCUGGGUUCAGUUUAGAGACCCCCCUACCUGCAGCAUCCACAUCAGACCUGGAGGAAGCACAGGAGGGCAAGAAUCCCAACUAUCACAAGUUGGUGAUCAAAGAAGAGGUCUUCCCAGACGGGAGCUCCAGUUUAGAUCUGCAGGACCCAGGACACCCCCGCAUAAAGGAGGAAGAUGAGGAACUGAGGAUUAGUCAAGCUAAAGAACAGCUUACUGUGAAGAGUGAGGAUGAAGACAAACCUCGGUUAUCAAAGCCUAAUGAAAUCAAAACUGAAGACAACAGAGAGACCGAAGCUUCAACCAGCGGCUCAACUGAACAGAUAGAAAUAGAACUAGAUGGAGAGGACUGCAUAGAACCAAAACCACGCGGAAACCUGGGUCCGGCCUGUUCUCAAAAGAACAAGGCAACGAUUCACAAUAAAGGUAAAAGAUCUAAACUGCAUUCAAAAUUCACAGGACAGAUUGGAGUUCACCCUGGAGAGAAGCCAUUUGGGUGCAAUGUCUGUGGUGAACGAUUCAAAAAGAGGUCUCAUGUUAAAGUGCACAUUAUGACACACACAAGAAAUGAAGAACAUGGCUGCGAUCUUUGUGGGAAAGUAUUUAAAAAAAAGAGUUACCUUCAAAUACAUAUGAGACUUCACACUGGUGAGAGACCAUUUGCCUGUGAUGAUUGUGGUAGAACAUUUCAUAGAAAAACCAUUCUUAAGAACCACCUGGCAGUCCACUCAGGAGAAAAACCGUUUUCCUGUGAUGUCUGUGGUACAAGAUUUAAAAGAGAAAAAUCUCUCAAAAACCACAUAUGGUUGAUUCACACUGCAAAGAAGCCAUUUUCUUGUACUGUUUGCAGUAAAAGGUUUUCACAAGAAGAACAUCUGAAGAGUCACAUGGGUGUUCACACAGGAGAGAAACAGUUUGUGUGUGGCUUUUGUAGUAAGGGAUUUUCACUAAAAUCAAACCUAAAGACACACAUGCGUGUUCACACUGGAGAGAAACCCUUCACCUGCAAUAUUUGUGGUAAGGAGUUUUCAAGACAAGAUCAUCUAAAGAGUCACAUUCGUGUUCAUACGGGAGAAAAACAAUUUAUUUGUGGGGUUUGUAAUAAAGAAUUUGCACUAAAACAGAAUCUGAAGACACACAUGCGUGUUCACUCAGGGGAGAAACCAUUCACUUGCAGCAUUUGUAGUAAAGGAUUUUCUCAACAAAAUCGUCUCAAAAGUCACAUGAGUGUUCACACAGGAGAGAAACCUUUUGUCUGUAGUGUUUGUAAUAAAGAAUUUUCGCAGCAGCGCAAUCUAAAAAUUCAUAUGCACAUACAUACAGGGGAGCAGCCAUUCCUUUGUAGCAUCUGUGGUAAGGGAUUUUCAUUGCAAAGGAAUCUUAAGAUUCACAUUCGCGUUCACACCGGAGAGAAACCGUUUGUUUGUCAUUUUUGUAGUAAAGGCUUUUCACGACAAGAUUAUUUAAAAAGUCACAUGCGUAUUCAUACAGGAGAGAAACCAUUUGUUUGUGGUGUUUGUAAUAAAGGAUUUACGCAACAACAAAAUCUGAAAAGACACAUGGAGGCUCACACUCCAUAAUUCAGGUGGAGCAAAUGUUUAGGUGGGGGAAAUAAAGACAAAUCAAAAUGUGCAACUCCUUUCAGGGGUGCACUAAUUUUAUUGUAAUAUGUGUAAAUUCAGAAGAAAUCAAACAUCUUGAAUUUCACAUGAUAUGUAGUCUCUACUAUGGUGCAUUUCUCAAGCUGGAAAUCUAAAAAGAUCAAUGUUCUAUCUGGAGAUGUUUCAGUUAAAGUGAAACAGUAGACUUUGGUUCUGAUAAAUGGCGAAUUUAACUACAAGAACCUUCCAAUCAAUCAAAUGUUUAACCACAAGUAAGAAAGCAGUUUUGGUUCUGAUUUUUGUAAAGCAAAAUGUCCAUACCUUUUUCAGGACUCAGAGCUUUUAUUGUGUCCAUCAUUUUUUAACAAUCGUUCCCCAGUCCAUGAACCACACUGACCAGGAGGUUUGAAAUAUUUUCCAGCUUUAACAAACCUGGGGUUAAAUGAAAAUGACGCAAACAUCUUCAAACGUUUGUCAUAAAUAGUGAGAUUGAGGGGAGGGCACUGACUGAUUUUCGUUUUAUUUGAGCAGUUUUUAAAGUUUAUUCAAUCCUAAGUGUGAAUAUUAAGAGGAUUAUUUUUUUAUUUUUCUACGUACUUCUGGAUCACUGAGCUCCUAACAACAGAAUCAAAAGGUGGCAGCAACUGUCAGUAACUACAGCUCCUCAAUGAUGUACUUACAAACUUCUCUGCAGUUUAGAUGCACAUGUAAAUAAAUGCAAUGGCGCUAGAAUCCUGUGAGCUCUGAAACAAAUAGUUUCACUUUGUCCUGAACAUCAUGUCUUUCUGACUCCUGCAAAGUGAAUGUUUGUGAGCAGAUAUUGAUGUUGACAUCUUGGCAGAACUUGAUCACUAUAGCUUGUCCUUCCCGUUUUCCUCUUCAUAGAAAAAAAAACAUUUUUAUGUCACCUUGUACAAAAUUAUGUGCUUUACUGAAAAGGUUUAUUAAAAAAACAAAAGACACUUUUGCCUAGGCAUAAAUCAGUGACGUGCGGUGAGCUUCAUGGCUGGCGAGGUACUGACUUUAUAAAAAACAAUAGACUCCCUGCAUGUUAUUGUUUACAUAGGGAUCUUUCGCGCAUGCAGACAACAUUGAAGGGCAAAAGAACUAUUUUCACAUGCCAUCCAUCGCCGCGCUGCCACGGUAGAAUAUUCUGUUAACUCAAUGAAACUUGGAAAUAUAGAUAUUAUUUUAGUGCUAUGCUCUUUUUAUAAUAAAUGUAAUUUAUGUUUAUGUUUAUUCAGUAAAUGUCCUGAGGUUAGUCUUCUUAAUCAGGGCCAUGAAAACACAGUGAAAUUAUAUUAAAACAAUUUUCCAAAUAAGAAUUUGUUUCACUUCUUUCCCAUUUGUGCGCUUUGUUCUGAAAGGUUGAAAGAGGAAGUAGAAAUAGCUAUGGUUACAUUAGAGAUCUCUCAGAUUCUCCAUUUAACGAUUAUUACCAUUGGUAGCUUGCUGCACAGAAUGUCAUUAGUUUUAAUGAACAAAAUGAAUAGACUUUUUGCUAAAAUAGCAGAGACUGAAUGAGUGUUUGUGACAUUGAAGUUUUUAAAAGUUCAGGCUGUGGCGCUUUACAAGUCGACCCCGAGUUUAUGACACUGGGAAAACUACCUCACCAUGUUCCUUAAAAUAAAAUACAUUGUUUUAGAUCAAUUCAAUUUUUUUUUAUCACAGUACACUUUAAUAUGUAUUUUUCAGAUUUAUUUAAAGUGAAAUAAUGGAGACUCAGGUCCAUAUAACACAGACACUCAUAAAAUUAAGUAUAACUUAUUUAGGACUGGCUUGUUUAAAUGGGAUUUUUUAAAAUAUUUUUUAAAAUGUCUGCAUAAUGGUAUAAUUGAAAAGAAUGAAGUGAAAUUCGCCUAUUGUGUGAAGGUAGCCCUUUACAAGCUUCACAUGUAGAAUAUUUUUAUUUUGGGUAAUGUUAUCAAUGAAUGUCACCAAAAGUAGAAAAGCAACCUAAGAAUAUAAAUGCUCAUGUAAAUAGAAGAAUAUCAUUUUGUUAAUUACACCUCAAAUAAUGGCUUGUUAAUAAACCUGAGAAGAGGUUGUUU